AUGGGAGGUGGUGAUUUCAAAGGAGGAGAUGGCGGUGGUAAAACCUUGGCGAUUGGUAAUUUUGCAGGAGCUAAUGAUGAUGGUUUAACUCGUGGAGUUGGUAGUUUCACUGGAGGAGAUAUUGGAGCUGUAACUAUGGGAUCAGGAUAUGGAAAAGGAUCAGAUAUUGGAAAUGCAGUCACUGGAACCGGCGAUUCAACAGGAGCAAAUGCUGGAGAUAUAGCUUCAGGAACUGGUAAUUUCACCGGAGCAAGUGUUGGAGAUAUAAUCUUUGGAACCGGUAGUUUUACAGGAGCAGAUAUUGGAGAUAUAGCCCUGGGAACUGGUGAUUUUACAGGAGCAGAUUUUGGAGAAACAGGCUUAGGAACAGGUGUUUUAACAGGAGCAGAUGUUGGAGAUGUAGUUUUUGGAUGUGGUGAUUUAACAGGAGCAGAUGUUGGAGAUAUGGUUUUAGGAACUGGUGUUUUAACAGGAGCAGAUUUGGGAGAUGUUGUCUUAGGAACUGGUGUUUUGACAGGAGCAGAUGUCGGAGAUGUGGUCUUAGGAACUGGUGUUUUGACAGGAGCAGGAGCAGAUAUUGGGGAUGCAAUCUUAGGAAGUGGUGUUUUAACAGGAGCAGAUGUGGGAGAUGUAGUUUUAGGAAGUGGUGUUUUAACAGGAGCAGAUGUUGGAGAUGUAGUUUUAGGAAGUGGUGUUUUAACAGGAGCAGAUGUUGGAGAUGUAAUCUUGGGAAGUGGUGUUUUGACAGGAGCAGAUGUUGGAGAUGUAGCCUUAGGAAAUGGUGAUUUAACAGGAACAGGAACAGAUGAUGUUGGAGAUGCAACCUUAGGAAGUGGUGGUUUAACAGUUGCUGGUGCAGUUGCAGGUGGGUGA
Vigna umbellata (rice bean) is the source of this 873-nucleotide messenger RNA. NCBI's taxonomy places the organism in Eukaryota, Viridiplantae, Streptophyta, Magnoliopsida, Fabales, Fabaceae. The record is from RefSeq and is a predicted model, not a curated record.